This is a messenger RNA of Medioppia subpectinata, 606 nucleotides long. The record is from the annotation of a GenBank genome assembly. Lineage: Eukaryota; Metazoa; Arthropoda; Arachnida; Sarcoptiformes; Oppiidae.
AUGCAGUUAUAUGAGGUCUGCUUUGGCAUCGGAUCCAUACUAUCGACGGUAGCGCUGAAACCCUAUCUCAUCGGCGAAACAGACAAUGAAGUGAAAAAUCAGACCAUUUAUGCCGACAAUGAACUGGUCAUCAAUGUUGAAGAUGUCAUCGAUAGGAGGUCUCGACUUAUGAUCCCUACCCUCAUCAUUGGUGGCUGUAUUAUAACAGUACCUUUGGCUUUGUUUGUAAUGCAUUUCAUUAAACCAUAUGAAGAGCCAAAGGAAAAGUGCGAUGAAAACAGUAGCGAAGAUAUGAACAAAAGCGCAACACUACUAAUCCCGGGCCGCACUUCGGUCACCACGUUAUGGGCGGCCAGUAUUGCCACGUGUUUCGGCUUUUCGGGAAUGUUUGCCGGAAUCUACGCCUUCACUGAAGAGCACCUGAAUAUGACGACCCGUUUGUCGGCCACUUUCCUAUUAUUCCGGGGAGUGUUUACUCUCAUCACACCAUUCAUUGUCGGCAAUUGGAUUGAAGACUAUUCACUCGUUUUCAUUUACAUGGAGUUCCUAUUCCUCGCCAUUUCUAUUGUAUUGUUUGCCAUAAUUAAUGUUAUGAUCAAAAAUUAA